Molecule: messenger RNA, 783 nt
Organism: Macrosiphum euphorbiae (potato aphid)
Lineage: Eukaryota; Metazoa; Arthropoda; Insecta; Hemiptera; Aphididae
Source: the annotation of a GenBank genome assembly
AUGGAUAGUGAAACCCAAUUUGGCGAAUUUCCAUCAAUGGUUGCUAUAUUCAAAGAAGAAUUAUCGGAAGGCUGUAAAAAAAAGCUUGUGUUUCGUUGCAGUGGUUCAUUAAUCAAAAAAAAUGUGAUUUUAACAGUAGCUCAUUGCGUUGUUUGGUUAGAUAUCUCAACAUUGAUCGUUCGUGCAGGUGAAUGGGAUUUAGAAACAGAUAAAGAAAUACUUAACCACCAAGAUCGUAGGGUAACAAAAGUUCUUCAUCCUAUUAAUUACAAAGGAGAUUUUUAUAAUGACUUUGCUUUAGUUUUCACCAAAUAUUCCUUUUCGUUACAAGAUAACAUCCAACUCAUAUGCUUACCUUCGGAAGAUGAUAUCAUUAUAAAAGAUAAAUGUUACACAAGUGGUUGGUCUAAAACUGUUUCUUACAAUAAAUAUACUAUUGUUAAGGAAACAGAAUCAGGAAAAACUAAAGAAACUGGCCAGUAUAAAGUCAGUAUAUUAAAAAAGUAUGGACUUACAAUGAUUCCUCAGAAAAAAUGCUCAAUCCCUUUAAAUGGACCACAAUUUGUAUUGCAUGAUAGUUACAUAUGUGUCGAUGGUAUAAAAGACAUGUGUAGAAACGAUAACGGCAGUCCAUAUAUGUGUCCAUACAAAGAUGACCCAGAUCGUUUAGUACAAGUUGGUAUCGUUGUCCAUUGCGGUAAGGCAAACACACCAGGGACUUAUAUUAACGUCGUCAGUUUCAUGCCAUGGAUUAAGAAUACAAUAUACAAUAGACCAUAUUGA